Molecule: messenger RNA, 267 nt
Organism: Colletotrichum lupini
Lineage: Eukaryota; Fungi; Ascomycota; Sordariomycetes; Glomerellales; Glomerellaceae
Exons: 1
Coding region: 1-267 (88 amino acids)
Source: RefSeq, a predicted model, not a curated record
AUGGUGAUUAAUAGGCGUAUCAUGAUCGUUCGGAGAAAUGACAAACUCUUGUUCUCGGCAAUAGCUCCAGUCGUCUACCAGAACAUCCAGCCGGCUGCAGCGACUAGAACCAAGGAGCCCCGCAAGCGCUCAACAGAUCCGCUGCUCGGUGUAGCAGUUGGAGUGUUGACGCCUGCGCUCAGUGUGGGUGCUAUCACUGGAGUUGAUGCCAUUGUGGUGACAACCAGGACAGAUGAGCUGCCAGAUGCCGAUGGCACUGAAGACUGA